Molecule: messenger RNA, 1440 nt
Organism: Penicillium verhagenii
Lineage: Eukaryota; Fungi; Ascomycota; Eurotiomycetes; Eurotiales; Aspergillaceae
Product: Amino acid transporter transmembrane
Exons: 2
Coding region: 1-1440 (479 amino acids)
Biological process (GO): amino acid transmembrane transport
Cellular component (GO): vacuolar membrane
Molecular function (GO): amino acid transmembrane transporter activity
Source: RefSeq, a predicted model, not a curated record
AUGGGCUACGAAGACGACUCCAACGGCCAUGGCUAUGGCAAGUCUAUCGAGAAUGACAGUGAGAAGGUUUACGGCUCCCCGCCACCAUUCGAGGGCGCCAUGCUGGGGGAAAUGACCGAUGCGGAGCGAGACGUUUACGAUCACGGAAUAAAAAAGUUCAGUCGUCUGGGAUGGAAGCGCCUCACUGUGGUGCUCAUCGUCGAGGCUAUUGCCCUGGGUAGUCUCUCGAUCCCUUCCACCUUCGCCAAGCUGGGCAUGGUCGCAGGUGUGAUUUGUUGCGUAGGAGUCGGUCUGAUCGCCAUCUAUACAAGUUAUAUCGUUGGACAGGUCAAAUUACUCUUCCCAGAGGUUGCCAACUAUGCAGACGCCGGUCGCCUGAUGGGUGGCCGAUUUGGUGUCGCGUGGGGUCGAUUUGGCUACGAGCUCAUCAAUUUCAUGCUAGCCUUACAACUUAUCUUUCUUACGGGCUCCCACUGCUUGACCGGUACGAUCGCUUGGCAAAAUAUCACAAAAUCAACCAUCUGUUCGGUCAUCUUUGCCGUCGUGUCCGCCAUCAUUUUGCUUAUCUUAGCUAUUCCACCAAGCUUCACCGAAAUGGCUAUCCUUGGUUAUGUUGACUUCGCCUCCAUCAUCAUUGCUAUUGGAAUUACUAUCAUUGGUACCGGAAUCGACGCUACCAACGCACCGGGUGGAUUGGCCGCUGUGAACUGGUCUGCUUGGCCGCAAGAAGACCUUAAGUUUGCUGAGGCCUUUAUCGCUAUUUCAAAUAUUGUCUUUGCCUAUAGCUUUGCUAUGUGUCAGUUCUCCUUCAUGGAUGAGAUGCAUACCCCACGUGAUUUUAAGAAGUCUAUCUGGGCCCUCGGUAUUACUGAGAUCCUAGUGUAUACUUUAACUGGCGCCUUAGUCUAUGCUUUUGUUGGGCAGGAUGUUUCUUCCCCUGCCUUGACCUCUGCUGGAAAUAUGCUUGGGCGCAUCGCAUACGGAGUGGCCUUGCCUGUGAUUUUCAUCAGUGGAUCAAUCAAUACCGUGGUCUGUGGCCGACUGAUUCAUGGCCGAAUCUUUGCAAACUCCCCCAUUCGGUUCAUUAAUACCAAGAUGGGCUGGAUCACCUGGUUGGCCACCAUCACCGCUGCCACAGUCAUUGCUUUUAUCAUCGCCGAGGUCAUUCCAUUCUUCGAUGACCUGCUGUCGAUCUCAUCCGCACUGUUUAUCUCUGGCUUCACCUUCUACUUCCCUGCCUUGAUGUGGUUCUUGCUUAUUAAGAAGGGAAGCUGGAUGGACCGAGAAAACCUGUUGCUCGCCAUCGUCAAUGGUGGAAUCUUCCUUAUUGGUAUUCUGAUCUUGGGUGCUGGAACCUACUCAAGUAUCUACGAUAUUUUAAAAAACUACAAUGACGGCACCGUCCGGGGUGUCUUCACCUGUGGAUCUCCUUCCACAUAA